UGCAGCUACAGUAGGAUUCUGUCCGUGUCGCUAGAAGGACUAGAAGGAUGAGAGCAGUCGAAACAGCAAGCUGUGCGUGAUAACAACUUUGGAGUUUCCACACAACUGGGGAAUAUUACUCAAUAUUUUGACAGAGAAGUUUACAGAGACACAGCGGUUUCAGCACUUGUUGCCAGUGAACAGUGAGGAUGUGGAGACUAGAAGCUUUACUGCUCUGCCUGCUCCUGCCUUGCAUAAGGGCAGCGGACGUGGAGGACCUUCAAGCAGGUUGCAGCACAGCCGCCAAUGACCUAGUGUACAUCAUCGACGGGUCCUCGAGCGUGGGGAUCCCAGACUUCGAGAAGGCCAAACAGUGGAUCAUGGACAUCACCAGCGGCUUCGACGUGAGCUCCAGGCACACGCAGGUAGCCGUGGUGCAGUACAGCGACACGCCACGUAUGGAGAUCGCUCUCGGACAUAAGCAAAACAACGAGGACCUUCUCGGCGCGAUCGCGGCCAUCACCUACUUGGGCGGCAAGACGCAGACCGGCCGCGCAAUCAAAUUCGCCACGGACCACGUCUUCGCCUCGCACAACCGCACUCUGCCGGCCAGAAACCGCAUCGCCAUCGUGCUGACGGACGGCCGCUCUCAGGACGACGUGGUGGACGCAGCGAUGGAGGCCAAAGCUCAAAAUAUCGUUUUGUUUGCUGUGGGCGUCGGCAACGAAAUAACCAACUCCGAAUUGGUCUCCAUGGCCAACAGUCCUCCCUCUACCUAUGUGCUAUAUACAGAAGACUACACCUCCAUUGGGAACAUCAAAGAUGUGAUGGAACAGAAACUGUGCGAAGAGUCUGUUUGUCCACUGAGGAUAGCUGACACCAAUGAGAAGGGCUUCGACCUGCUGAGUGGGAUGCAGAUUGACAUGAUUGCCAAUAAGGUGCAGGGCUCCCUCAGCACAGAGGCAGCCUACCAGCUCACCGCUCGACUGGACAUCUCCCUCAACACAAGGUUCCUGUUCCCCGAGGGCCUGCCUCCCUCCUAUGUGUUCGUGGCCACGCUGCGCGUGAAGAGCCCCGUGCACCAGGUGAAGUUCGACCUGUGGAGGAUCCUCUCCCAGGACGGGAAGAAGCAGGUGGCCAUCUCCCUGAACGGAGCCGAGAAGUCCAUCACCUUCACCACCACCAGCCUGCUGCAGAAGAAGGAGCAGUCCGUCAUAUUCAACCACGGCGGAAUCAAGAGGCUCUUCAACACCAACUGGCACCAGCUGAAGUUCCUGGUGAAGCCCAAGCGCGUGACGUGUUUCCUGGACGGCGUGCAGAUCGAGGAGCAGCUGCUUGACCCCGUGGCUCCCAUCUUCAUCAACGGACGCACGCAGGUCGCCAAGAAGAUCGGCCUGGAGAGCACCGUGCCGAUUCUUAUUCAGAAAUUACGACUGUACUGUGACCCAGCGCAAAGCGACAGAGAGACUGCCUGUGAAAUCUUAACAGUGUGUCCUUUGGAUCGCUCCGCUGUUCAGGGAAACUGUGACUGCCCCUCUGGAAAGCCUGGGCCUCCUGGCCUCCCCGGACCCAUGGGCUUCCGAGGAGAGAAGGGCCGCGAGGGGCCCCCUGGUCCUGACGGUAAGCCUGGUAAACAAGGAGAGCGUGGAGUCGCAGGUGAACCAGGAAAGAACGGGGACAAGGGUGAAGCAGGUCUUCAUGGGAUGAAGGGGGAGAGGGGGAUCGGUGGACCUAAGGGAGACGCAGGUGAACCAGGGCCUCCAGGACUGCCUGGACCCACAGGCCCAGGGUAUUCACACCUUGACUUGAACGAAAUCAGCCUGACAGGUGUCAAGGGUAUCCAGGGGGAGAUGGGGGCUCCUGGACUGCCUGGACAACCUGGAGCAGCAGGAGAACCUGGACCAGCGGGUGAACCUGGGCUACCUGGGACGGAUGGUCUUCCUGGUGCUGCGGGACCUCAGGGUGAGAAGGGGGAGUCAGGGGACUGUGGCAGCGAUGGACACAGCGGAGUCCCAGGUAUCCGUGGCCUACCAGGAGACGUGGGUCCCGCUGGCCCCCCGGGGGAGAAAGGCUUACCUGGCCCAAUCGGGCCUCCCGGGCCAAAAGGUCCUUUGGGUCUGCCUGGUCAAGCUGGUCCACCAGGAACUGCAGGUCACGAAGGCGUGAAGGGUAGUCCUGGCCUACGUGGACAAGAGGGGCCUGCUGGGGCGCCUGGUCCUAAAGGGACGGAUGGGAUGCCGGGGCCAGAGGGGCCGCCUGGAAGCAGGGGCAUGCCAGGGUUCAAAGGUCACAAGGGAGAGGCAGGUGAUCCCGGGCCCAAAGGCAGUCAGGGCGUAAGGGGCACGGACGGGCUGGCUGGAACACCUGGAAUACCUGGAACUGCUGGUAUUCGUGGGAGCAAGGGGGAAAGAGGAGAGGCGGGGGAGCCCGGGGUGAACGGGGCGGACGGCAGGAAAGGAGACCUGGGCCCCAUAGGAGUGGCGGGGCCCCGGGGGUUCACAGGCCAAGACGGAGCACCGGGGUUGCCAGGUGUACCGGGGUACCCAGGAAAACCUGGAAAGUCCCCCUCUGAGGAGCAGCUGAUGAAGAUAUGUGCCACCGUGCUGCAGAACCAGCUUCCCCAGUACAUAGCCAUGCUAGGGUCCCGUAGCUGUCGCAACUGUGAGUCGACCCAGGGGCCACCAGGAGAGCCAGGCCCCGCUGGCCCCAAGGGCCCCGACGGCAGCCCAGGGUACCCUGGCCGACCCGGCACUCAGGGCUACCCCGGCACGCCCGGACGCAGAGGAGCGCCAGGGCUCAAAGGUGACAUUGGGCCAGCCGGCAUGAAGGGGUCGAAAGGCGACGGGGAGGUCGGCAUGACAGGCCCACCUGGCCCUGCAGGUCUGCAAGGGCCGCGUGGAAGCGAUGGCCAGGGCUACCCAGGGCCGCCAGGGGAGCCAGGCAAGUCGGGAGUGCCGGGUAUGCCGGGCAAGCGGGGAGCCCCAGGGGACACGGGCGUCUGCGACCCCUCCUCCUGCUACCAGGCCUACAGACAGGACAGCUACAGCAAAGGACCCAACUUCUGAACACAACAGAAACCCACAUCCUCUCAGAGCGCCUGAACUGACCAGUGCCAGAGAGAGAGAGAGAGAGAGAGAGAGAGAGAGAGAGAGAGAGAGAGAGAGAGAUCUCCCUCACAAUCAGAGUGGAGCGUCCUUUCAUCCGCUCUCCUUGAAACGACAACAGACAUCAUACGCAUGUGGUCGGGACUUUAUAAAUUACUGCAGAAUUACCUCUGGCCUUACUGUCAAACAUGGGGACGGGUCACGUGACUGAGAUUCAGAUACAGUAGACGAGGCGUCUUUUGGUCUCAACAAACUGCUGAAAGCCUACAGACCUCCACAGCACAGUCAAAGCAUUGGCAUUGUAUAGCAUAAAUUGAGGUCUUUCUCUGGGGAAUGCAUUGGAAAAACACAGCACAGAUAAGAUCCUAUGAGAGCGACAUUCACCACAAGUACGCCAAACUGAUCCAUUGUUUGUAUGUUUAUUACGUUUUUUUUUUAUUGUUUCUACUCACACCGUUGAACAGACAACCUCACCAGUGUUCAAGAUUCUGAUAUUUCUGGUUCCUGUAUGUUCCUAUCUUUUUUCAGAAAGUGUGCUCAACUCCCAGCUGAUUCUCACAAGGUCUUUGUGUGCGUGUGAACAGCAACGUUCAUAUUUAGUAGAAAAGUCGCACUCUCUGGUGUUAUUGUUGUAUUUUAUUCUAGUGGGUUAGCAUGACAGACAGAUAUUUCGGCCUAAGCCUUCUUCAGCAUCGCAGACCCACUAGAAAAAUAUACUAGAAUCACACCCGAGAGUGUGGCUUUUCUCAUGUAUGUUCCCAUGCAGACAGAAAAAAAAUGCACUUCGUCGCCUGCAAGUCCUGCUACCUCUUUGUUCGAUGUGAGUCAAAACAUGCAGUAUUUAACCACAUACCACGUCUACUAAAGGAUAGGGAAGAUGGUGUCUGUGAAAAACAAACGCUGGUCUGACUUUUUGGGGAACAAAAUUAGUCAUUAUUAUGACUCAUAAUGCUGAGCUUAAAGGCCAGCAUGGUGUUUUGAAGCAAUGCCGAUUAUAUGGUGCUUUAUUAAAUCAGACUGGGUUUGCAAGCAUUGCAUGCUAUGUCUAUGUGCGAUUUUCUUUCUCUUUAAGACUACUAAACAUUGUAUUGCUGUCCCCGACUCUUCAGUCCCUCAAGUACUCCAAACACUUUCCCUGUUAAUUAAUCUAGUAGAUAUUUUCACACUUUAAAAAUUCUGUUGUUGCACACUCUGAUGACGCCUACUUUCUAUCUAUUCAUAAACCAAAGGAAGACUUUUGGCCUAUGGAGUAUGACUGUGUGUUUUUUGUAUUUUCUUUUUUUAUUGUUGUUUUUAAAUACAUCAUUAUUGCAUUUUUUUGUUUUCAUGCAGAAAGUUUUGAUUAUAUGAGCAGUGUCUUAUUUCUAAC
Engraulis encrasicolus (European anchovy) is the source of this 4452-nucleotide messenger RNA. Its product is annotated as vWFA and Collagen domain-containing protein. NCBI's taxonomy places the organism in Eukaryota, Metazoa, Chordata, Actinopteri, Clupeiformes, Engraulidae. The transcript has 29 exons. The coding region runs from base 189 to 3044 and encodes 951 amino acids. The record is from RefSeq and is a predicted model, not a curated record.